Alligator sinensis (Chinese alligator) is the source of this 1224-nucleotide messenger RNA. RefSeq lists its product as uncharacterized. The record is from RefSeq and is a predicted model, not a curated record. The coding region runs from base 226 to 1068 and encodes 280 amino acids. Lineage: Eukaryota; Metazoa; Chordata; Crocodylia; Alligatoridae. The transcript has 2 exons.
UCUGGGUCCGGCCUGGAUGGCACUUCCCCACUGGCGCCAUGCACAUGUCCCCCUCCCCUGGCCGGUUCCACAGCUCUGACGCAGGUUCUACGGCUCUGUGACAUCACCAGUGGGGCCAAGAAGCAGGAGGUGAAAUGGGCCCAGAGCUCCAGGCAUCUCUCAGUCUGCCAGCUGGUAUGUGACAACCCUGCCUGCCACAUAUCUGCCCCAACAGCCCUGGCACCCAUGCCAGCCCUGCUGCCUGCAACCUCGGAGCAGGGACAGCCCUCAGGACCUCUCCCAGGGGCUGUGCUCAUGAGGCCGUGUGGACGAGUUGCUGGCAGUGGGGGGGCCACAGCUUUGCAACAGCUCCAGCUACAGCCCAGAGUCCGUGCAGUGCUGCAGAGCGCCACGGCCAAGAAGGGCAUGGAGAUCCACCUGGAAACCUUCCCAGCCUUGGCCAGAGGGUCAUGGAGGAGGUUGCAGCACCUCUCCCAGCUGCCCCUCCCCAAGCUGAUUCAGGCAGGGGACAGUGCCCUCCAGCCCCGGAGCCGCCACCUGCCUUUCGUGCCCUCUGACAGUUUGGACCGUGUUGACCUGGCCGUGCAGCGCCAGCGCCUGGGCUCACUCCUGGGCCUACUGACACUCCACCUAGAGUCCAUCACCCCUAGGGCCAUCCAGGCUCCCUCUGGUCCAGAUGCGCCUGGCAGGUCACCCAUCGAGUCCCUGCAGAACCCGUUCCUCAGGCCAUAUGCCUUAGAGGUCCACAUGGGGACCAAGAAGCUGCCGUGUGCCUGGGGCUGGCCUGAGCUCAUGGAGAAGUCGCUUGGGGCCUUUGUGCUGGGAUCCCCCAGGAUGAUGUGGACCCCUGCCCGACACCGCGCCGAGCUGCAGGUCUAUGUCGGAGGAACAGGGCCCCCUCCCAUCAGCUCAGAGACCAGGAGCUGCCUGGAGCACCACAUGUCCCGUGGCUACUGCACAUCCCCUGGCCACCACUAUACACAUCUCCAUGUCCACAUCCAAGGACCAGGGGCCCCUCCCAUAAGCCUGGAGACCAGGAGCAGCCUGGAAUCCCAUGUGUCCAGCUAAAGAGUCACAUGGCAAGCAAGUGCCUGGAGGUGAAGCUGGGGUGCAGUCAUCCCUGGUGCAGAGGUCUCGGAAGCUGGCUGCUGAGUGGGAGGGACCAGCCUGAGCUGUCCAGAAAAGCCUAUGUUCUCCUGCAGCUACAGACACUACAUAAUAAAA